AUUUUUCCGGGAUUUUCCCUUGAAUUUCUCCCGAAUUUUCCAGGAAUUCACCCGAGUUUUCCAGGAAUUCCUCUUGAAUUUUCCUGGAAUCUCCUGCUCCGGACGAGGCUUCGCUGCUGGAGCUGGAGGCGGCUGCUGCGGGAGGAGGGCGUCGAGCACCGCCUGUGGACGGAGCAGCCCGAGGGCGUCGCCACGGGGCUGGCGCUCCGGCCCUAUCCCAAGGAGCGCGUGCAGCGGCACCUCCGGAAUUUCCGGCUGCUCCGCUGACUGCGGCCACCCAGGCCGCCGUUCUCCUCGCGAGCUGGGAAUGCUGGGAAUUUUCCAGGAAUUCUCGGAAUUCCGGCCCGUCCCCUGUGGGUUCUGUUCUCCCCGGGGAUUCGGUGUUCCUCGGUUUCCUACCACGCCCAGCCCCAAAUUCCCGAAAUUUCUGCUCUUCCCACGUCCCGAAUUCUCCCAAAUAACAGAACUUCGGGCUCCA
This is a messenger RNA of Corvus hawaiiensis (hawaiian crow), 478 nucleotides long. RefSeq names its product peptidyl-tRNA hydrolase domain containing 1 (gene PTRHD1). The transcript is spliced from 2 exons. The record is from RefSeq and is a predicted model, not a curated record. The annotation marks the transcript as partial. NCBI's taxonomy places the organism in Eukaryota, Metazoa, Chordata, Aves, Passeriformes, Corvidae.